AUGUCAUCGGAAUUACUCCACACCACCCUUGGAACACCGGUUGACUCCACCCUGCCAAGGGCACCACUGACUGAACAUCGGGCCAUCGGAAUUAUUGACGACGAUGCCAUGAUUACUGUGGAAUGUGUGCCAUCCACGAUGCCGCAUUUCAGGAAACUUCGACCGGAGGUACAAACAUGUGAUAUACUGUGUGUGGUUUGGAAAACGAUUCUAGGCAAAAUUUUAAUCGAAUCUGUCAUCAAAGUGGUGAACGCACAGCGACGGUGCAGUUUUUACUUCCAAGAACCAUGCACUUCAGAGUUGAUUAAAUUUAUGCUCUACACCAGUGAUCAACCAAAUCAGCCACCGAUUCUGCUGGACAACUUUGAUCCGAUUGUUCCGAUUCACGUUAAUUUAACAUAUCAAACCAAGUUGAUUGUUCCUGGUUACGCAGAAAAUAUUUACUUCCAUGAGAUGAAAUCCAUUCGCGAUGAAUACCUCAAACAGUCGCACACAAACGUGCUAGCAGUAGACUGGCUCCCUCUAUCUAGACUUCCAUGCUAUACUUCAGCGGCGUUUCAUGUCAAACUAGGCGGUAAAUGUACAGCAGCUUUUCUUGAGGGUCUCCAGGUCAAUCAUCCAGAGUUUAACCUUAGAGAUGUGCACGUUAUAGGGUUAAGUUUGGGGGCACACUUGCCCAGUUUCGUUAGUGAUGCACUGAAGAAAUCCCUUGGUGUGCAGCUGGUGCGAAUCACAGGAUUGGAUCCUGCUUUGCCAUUAUUUCGGAUUGCCAACAGACGCUGGAAGCUGGACCCAACUGAUGCCGACUUUGUCGAUGUGAUCCACACUAACAAUGGGGGUUUUGGGAAAUACGAGAUGAGCGGCCAUGCGGACUUUUACGUUAAUGGUGGACAGAUGCAGCCAAGCUGUCGGAAAGAUGCCUCUCUCUGCAGCCAUCUGUUGGCGUUGACUUAUUUUACUGAGUCAAUUUCUAGCCAGGUUGGCUUUUGGACUACACGGUAUGCUAGCGAUGCGAAGUACAACAAAACACAAAUACUAAUGGGUGAACAUUGUCCAAGCAGAUGCUAUCGUAUCGUACAGGAUCGGGAUUGUUACCUGGGAAGUGACCGAGGUUUCUACGAAGUUCAAACAUUCGACUACGGUGCUUUCACGAAACUGAAGCCCUCGUUUCCGGUGUUUGUCGAAGGCACCGGUGCCGAUCGUAUAACACUGACACUGGCUUCGGUGUUUCAAGUUUCGCCCUUCGUGCUGACUGUCUGA
Wyeomyia smithii (pitcher-plant mosquito) is the source of this 1260-nucleotide messenger RNA. RefSeq names its product endothelial lipase-like. The transcript is spliced from 8 exons. Bases 1 to 1260 code for a protein of 419 amino acids. The record is from RefSeq and is a predicted model, not a curated record. NCBI's taxonomy places the organism in Eukaryota, Metazoa, Arthropoda, Insecta, Diptera, Culicidae. Gene Ontology annotation, molecular function: lipase activity.